Fusarium venenatum is the source of this 2019-nucleotide messenger RNA. The record is from RefSeq and is a predicted model, not a curated record. NCBI's taxonomy places the organism in Eukaryota, Fungi, Ascomycota, Sordariomycetes, Hypocreales, Nectriaceae.
AUGGAUUCAACCGCCUCCCCAUCAGAGGUGGCUCAACUUGCCCCUGAACUCCAGUUUCCGCAUGGGUCAUGGCCGGACUGCAAAGGAUUGACGCACUUCUACCAUCCGACUCUUUGCAUCUAUUGUCAUAAUCCCGUGUUGAUACCGACCACGACAAGGGCUUUGAACUUGACGGUGGACAUGAGCCGUGCUAUGGUGUCAAAGGUGCUGAGUGCGUUAUCUACGAAGAUGGCCGUAUUGACUUUUGCAAGAUGGUUGUUCGCAUAUUCUGGCGAUCCGAAAGAUUACCUCACGAACAUGAAACCUUGUGCUCUCUUGUACUGCAAAGAUCCUCAUGUCGGUACCUGGAAGCUAAUUUGGGAAAUCACUCGUGAUAUGGAUCUCUCAAAAUACGAGGAUGAGGGUAUCUGCUGGUGUAAGGACAGUGAUAUCAAGGUAUCACAUGGACUUGUCACCUUCCAUCAAGAAUGCUUUAUGGCUAUCAACGGACCUGAUUUGUCUACGGAAAAAAUGGAUCGAAUGGGAAGAGCAUUGUUUUGGACGGACAUACGCCGUCUCGAUUUCUCUCCUCACAGUCGCCACUAUCUUCUCCAAAUACCCGAUGCGCAAGACUACCGUCACGAUUCCAUUUCCAGCGCGGGUCAAAUAUUUGGGCUCUCGCUUGAUCGUCUUCCGCUUGAGACACUACGGCAUAUUCAGUCAUAUUGUCGAGAUGCCCCGUUCUGGAAAACGGUAAAGUAUUUGGACCUUGCAACCUAUAUGGACAUGGGGCCAAGGACGGAGAUGCUGUCUACUUCUCUUGCCAAUGUUUUGCAAUGGACACGUGGAAGCACAUCGCCAGUGCUUUCUUCAGCAGAUGCCAUCUAUGGGCAUAUGCGUAUCACGAUUGAUAAGCAAGGAUUUUGCGAGAUCGACCGGCUUUCCGAGUACCCGUGUGUAUGCCUGGUGAAGCGGCCAUCCAAAAGGUUUAUUAUACUUGAAGCACACCAUGCCGAGAACAUUAGUGCCUCCUUCAAAGACGGAAUGUGUUGGCUCGGGUUACGGAAUACUCAUUCCAUCUCAACUAUCUGGGACAUCCCAACGCCCCCUAGUGGGCUUUUGUCAUCCUGCGGAACAAUGGUAGAGGUUCCAGGAAACAGACUCGAAACCAUUAACCUCGACGACAUUGGUGGUCUGACCUUGCGCUUCACUCUCUACGGAUUUGAGGCCAAAGGAUACAGCAAACCCGCGCCGUUAAGGCAAGCCAUGCAAUGGGACUCGUGGCAAGGGACAGCGUAUAUUCCGCUUGCAUCCAAUGAUAGAAUUCUAUGGAUGCAGGUCCGAAGGUACAGUGAUCAUACCUCUUGCAUAGGUGUACUGGUCAAGACUGAAUUGUCAGGUAUAAUCCACCUUGGAAAUCACGGCGGAGGACUUAGCGAGAUAAUCGCUUUCAGCGAAUCUCCACGUGCCAUCUUCCAGUACCCAGGCGGCGGAAAUAGUGCACAACAAGUCGUCGCCAUUCAUCCAAAAAGCAAGUCUUCCCUAGACCACGAAGUUUCCGAGCUUGUAAACAUUGGCCCUCCUAUCCCCGGUGUCAUACCUGUAUAUUUCGAUCACACUCCCAUCUGGUCCUGGGCUUCUCUGCAAGACAUAGCGAGCGUACACGUCUUCAACGCACUUGGCGACGGAGGUUUUGUGGGAAUGCACAUCACUUACAAGAAUGAAGGACAGCGGUUUGUAGGCGACGCCAAUAGAAGUGCGCCUUACCGGAUCUCUGGGUGUCAACCCAAGGAGGUGCGAGUUGAGAAUCCGACUCGACUGUACGUAAAUGCCAAGAUGCAUCUGGAUUACCACGAGAAAGUUAGGUUCUCUAUUGGUGAUGAUGACAAGUUGGAAAAUUCUCCACAAUGGACGGGGUAUGAUAUUGCAGGAGACUUGGGCUUUUGGGAGUUGCACUUUUGGUGUGACCCUACGGGCUGCUCUCACAGAAGUAAAAUACAGGUUCUCCGUUCUGGCAGUUGGCGGGGUGAAGUAGAAUGA